Molecule: messenger RNA, 1238 nt
Organism: Blepharisma stoltei
Lineage: Eukaryota; Ciliophora; Heterotrichea; Heterotrichida; Blepharismidae
Source: the annotation of a GenBank genome assembly
AUGGAUGUUGGUAAUUAUAUUUAUUUUGUUAUCUCUGUUUUCAGAGUUUAUACCUUAAAAAUUAAAGACUCGAUUGAGGUUAAUCUAGAUUUGAAAGAAAAUGACUUUGCUAUAAAAAAUUUCCCUAACCCUUAAGAAAUAGAUAUGAUAUUUAUCUACUCUUUUCAAUUUAAAGCAAAACAUCGGUAAAAUUUGCUUUUUUUGGGUUCUUUUUUUUAACCCCCUUUAAAUUGGAACAAAUUUGUUUUUCAAUUGAUGAUGAAAAUAUUAAUUUCUAUAAAUUAGUUUUGACCUAAUUUAAUUAUAGCUCAUACACCUUAAUAGAUCUCUAUACCCCAGCAGAAUACCGACCAGAAAAAAUAUGGCACAGGGCACCUGCCUUAUACAGUAUAAGUCUGAUUAGGCACCUUAAAACCAUAAACGGAGAUUUGUCAUUUUCGUUUUUACUUUUCAAAAAAGCUGACAAGUACAAAUUAAUUUUGGAAAUUAAAAUGGAUGGCCAAUAAUGAUCUAAAAUAUUUUAGGGGCUAUAGCAAAAUGCAUGUAGAAUGUUUAUUCAAACAGUUUUUACACUGAAUUUAUUAAUGUUUUAUUAUUUAUUCGAUUAUGAGAAAAAGAGAGAAAUGCUGCUCAUGCAGCGAUAGAUAGAUUAAUAAUAAUAUUAAUGUUUUAUUCAACUCUUCAUAAAAAUAAAUUAAAAUUCAAAGUAUUGUGCUUAAUUUAUGUUUUUCAAAAAAAAAUAAAGAUAAAAUACAAAUUUUAUAAAUUAGUUUUAGAGAAAAAGUGCAAGUAGAAAUCUAUUUAAACAGCUUUACAUUGAAUCAAUUUAUAUUUUAUUUAAUUCUUUGUAAAAAAAUAUAUUAAAAUUCAAAUUACUGUGCUCGAUUUAUAUUUUUUAGAGAAAAACCACUAAUACCAUUUGUAAUUUUAUACUAAAACCUCUUAAUAAUAAAACGAUUUUGCUAUUAUUGGCAGGAGAACUCCUCCCCUUUAAAUUGAAACAAAAAAUCCUGUUCCAAUUUAAAGGGGGAUUAUUUUUUUUCAAAAAUGUUAUAUUUUAUUAUGAUAAUUAUUUUUAUAGAAGAAACCCCAAAUAAUUCCAAAUAUAAUUAAUAUUUGUAAUUAUUGUGAGAGCUAGUAUCUUGAUAUUAUCCUUAACUUGAUUAAACUGCUCAAUUAUAUGGAUUAUAAUUUUCAUAAAAACUGCUUACGAUUCUUUGAUUUCUACGCUUGGAUAA